GCUACGAGUACAAGUGUACGGUGUCAUCGUACGGCUUCAGUAUAAAGAUGGAAAAUAAAGAGCUGCCCAAAAGAGAAGAGCUGAACACAAGUCAGGAGGAUGAUGGGAACACUCUGGAGUCUCUGCUCAGAAGAAACAGCUCAGAAGUGGAUCCUGAGGCUGCACCAUUGUCCACGGCAACCAGCAGGAGACAAACUGACAGAGUUGACUACAUUUCCAGUAAAAAAUUCACCAGGGAAAGACUCUUCAAAGCUGCAUCUCAGGGGGAUUCAUCUCAACUUACUGGACUCCUGGACUUCCUGAGAGCAAACAACAAACGACUUACAAGCUCAGAGUUUAUAGAUGAAUCAAAUGGGAAAACUGCUCUCCUGAAAGCUCUGCUAAACCUGAAAAAUCAUAAAAAUGACACUAUUGAAGUCUUCCUGGACAUAUCAGAGAAAACCGGAGAUUUGGGACGUUUUAUCAAUGCAGCUUACAAUGACGACUACUAUAGAGGUCAGACAGCUUUGCACAUCGCUAUUGAGAGAAGAAGCUUUGAACAUGUGAAGCUGCUGGUUCAGAAAGGAGCAGAUGUCCAAGCCAAAGCCAAUGGAAAGUUCUUCCAGAACAAUGCAGGACCGGGUUUUUAUUUCGGAGAACUUCCACUGUCAUUGGCUGCCUGCACCAACCAGCCUGAGGUCAUGUCCUUCCUCAUGGACAACCCUUACAAAAGAGCUGAUGUGACCGAUAAAGACUGCCAAGGAAACACCGUCCUGCACGCCUUGGUGAUCUUAGCAGACAACAAAGAAGAAAACACAGACAUGAUUGCAAAAAUGUAUGACAACAUCCUCAUUCAGCACUACAAACUUGAGAAAAAGAUUGAAGUCCAGUUGGAGGAGAUUGAAAAUAAUCAGGGGUUGACUCCUCUGAAGUUGGCCGCCAAGCUUGGCAAGAUCGGGCUGUUCAAGCACAUGCUGCACCGAGAGUUUCCGGACAAAGAGACAAAACCUCUGUCCAGGAAGUUUCUGGAGUGGGUCUAUGGACCAGUUCACUCUUCACUUUAUGACAUGAGCUCCAUCGACACUGAUGAAGAAAACUCUGUGCUGGAGAUAGUCGUCUUUGGCUGUGAAAUUCCGAAUCGCCCUGAGAUGCUUCAGAUCGAGCCUCUUCGCAGUAUUCUCAAAGAUAAGUGGAACAGGUUUGCCUCCACGUUAUUUUGGGUGAAUUUCCUGGUCUACCUGGUUUACCUGACCAUCUUCACCACUGUGGCCACACACAGAAAGGAAGGAAAGCCUCCGUUUCCCAUCGAAGUUCCUCUUGACUACUUGCGCUGCGUCGGUGAAGUCAUCUGCAUCCUCGGAGCCUUGUGGUUUUUAUAUAAAUCGGUGAUUGCAUUCAAGAGAAACCCUCCGAAGUUCAAGACGCUCUACAUUGAUGGAUUCUGCGACAUUCUGUUUUUCAUUCAGGCAGUACUUCUUCUGACCGCUGUCAUCUUAUACUUCUGUGGACUGAGACAAUAUGUUGGACCACUGGUGAUCUCCUUGGCUCUGGCGUGGAUUAAUAUUCUGUACUACGCAAGAGGAACUAAACAACUGGGAAUAUAUAAUGUCAUGGUGCAAAGAAUGAUCCUGGGUGAUAUCUUGCACUUUUUGUUUGUCUACGGUGUCUUUCUUUGUGGAUUUACUGCCGGUAAGAUUUUACAGAUUAGAAAAGAAUAUUUGCCACUGGAAAGUCCUCUCACUCUCUUUUUUUUCUUCUUUGUAGCUGUUCUUGCACUUAUCGAAACCAACCCACCACCUCACGGACGGAGAUUUGAUUCUCAGCCAUUUAUUUGCAAAAAGCCAUCAUAUGAUGACUUUGCGUUUACAACGUUAGAAAUGUUCAAGUUCACCAUCGGAAUGGGAGAUCUGGAGUUUACAGACCACGUCCAGUACAAGGAGGUUUUCUACAUCCUGCUCAUCCUGUACAUCGUCCUCACCUACAUCCUGCUGCUCAACAUGCUCAUAGCUUUAAUGGGAAACACAGUGGAACGUAUCUCCUUACAGACUGAGAACAUCUGGAACCUGCAGAGGUCUCUCACCAUUCUGGACUUGGAGAGCACGCUGCCCAGGUGGCUGGUGGGUAAAAUCUUAUCUGCCAAGUCAACAUCUGGAAAGUCAAAGAUCGUGAGCUUCAAAGACAAACAGGACAGGACUCGUAGAUUUUUACGGGUGGAGGAGAUGAAGUGGACCCAGUGGAGAUCCGACCUCUGUGAAUUCCAGCAGGAAGACCCUGGAGAUAACACGACGAUGACGCAGCCCAAGGACCGGGACCAGGACCGGGACCGGGACCAGGACCGGACCACUGGGAAACUCUGGAACCUCAAUCCUCUGAUAGCAAAAAUCCGAGCUAAACGUCAACAGCCACAGCAUUCCAACGUCCCCUGAAGGCAUCACAGCAUCUGAAGAUGAACAUUUAUACUCAGGGUUUAUUUUAUUUAUUGGUCACAGUGGAAACAAGUGUUUACUGUAAAUUAAUAUAUACUCAAACUUAGAACAGAUCAAAAAUAUAAACACAACACUUUUGUUUUUGCUCCAGUUUCUGAUGGGUUGAGAUUU
This is a messenger RNA of Sphaeramia orbicularis (orbiculate cardinalfish), 2576 nucleotides long. RefSeq names its product transient receptor potential cation channel subfamily V member 1-like. Bases 48 to 2405 code for a protein of 785 amino acids. Gene Ontology annotation, molecular function: calcium channel activity; protein binding. The transcript is spliced from 14 exons. Gene Ontology annotation, biological process: calcium ion import across plasma membrane. The record is from RefSeq and is a predicted model, not a curated record. Gene Ontology annotation, cellular component: plasma membrane. Lineage: Eukaryota; Metazoa; Chordata; Actinopteri; Kurtiformes; Apogonidae.